GGCAAAAAUCCAGGAAUAACUCAACGCAAUACCAACACAGUAGACCAAGGUAUUCUUAGCGGAACGCGCGAUGAAUUCAUAACGGCAACACUUUUUAAAAAAUCUGACAUCGAUCCUGACGUCCCAGAACAGCCUCAAGACUAUGAACAACCUCAAACGUCUGAUUCAAUCGAGGACUCUCAACACAUUGGCUCGGAUGAAAAACUCGAAGAAUCGAUCUCAUUAGUAACUGUCUCAUCCAGCGUGAUUGAUAGUUGCCACGAGGAAGACGGGUUUGAUUACAUAUUGGGAUGGAUUGCAUUCAAGCUAAAAAAAUCGCAUCCUGAUCUCGGCGACAAAACGAAGGAUAUUAAAGAUAGCUUAAAUCCAUCUCAUAUGCCAUCCUUCAUAGCUAAUCUGUCGUACGGCGGAUUAAUGGUACCUUCUCCUGAAUUUAAAGUGAUGGGCAAAGCCAUGGAGAAAGUUUUUAUUCUUAGCCAUGUUGUGGUCAAGAAGUUUGUGAAAAUACGAACUAUUGUCCGAAUGAGAUAUUGCAACUUACUGUCACAAGGUUUAAUACAGCAAAAUGCUUACGAUGAUCAAAAACCAUCAACUUCCAAAAGACGGUUUGAGCAAAAAAGUCAUGUUGCUAACAAGUACAAAAAGUUAUGCUCUCAAUAA
Molecule: messenger RNA, 660 nt
Organism: Uranotaenia lowii
Lineage: Eukaryota; Metazoa; Arthropoda; Insecta; Diptera; Culicidae
Exons: 2
Source: RefSeq, a predicted model, not a curated record